AUGGAUAUUUUUAUAUUAUAUUGGAUUUUUAUAUUGGUAAUUACAGCUGGAUUAGUUUCAGCAUCGGUAUUUUGUAUAGUAGCACUUCAAGAUUUAGAAGCAGAUUUAGUCAAUCCAAUUGAUCUUUCAAGAAGAUUGAAUCCAUUAUUUAAAAGUGAAAUUACUUUCCACAUUGCAUUAUGUUUACUAUUUUUCGUAAAUUUUGAAUUUAUUUUAUUAUUAGUAAAUUCAGUACUUUUAGGUUUUAAUAUUUAUUGGAUGCUCUCUGGACAAAAUAAGAUAUUUGCUGCAGAUAUUUUCAAAUUAUUACCAGUUUAUAAGAAGCGUUAUACAAUUAAAGUAAUUUUCUAUAUUGUCACCUUCUUUUUAUAUUUAUAUUGGUUUAUCUCCUAUUUGGUCCAUGCAUAUGCCGGUCCUUCAUUAAAAAGUAUGAAGAUCCCAACAAUUUAA
Dictyostelium purpureum is the source of this 450-nucleotide messenger RNA. RefSeq lists its product as uncharacterized. Gene Ontology annotation, cellular component: COPII-coated ER to Golgi transport vesicle; endoplasmic reticulum membrane. Gene Ontology annotation, biological process: endoplasmic reticulum to Golgi vesicle-mediated transport. The coding region runs from base 1 to 450 and encodes 149 amino acids. The record is from RefSeq and is a predicted model, not a curated record. The transcript has 2 exons. NCBI's taxonomy places the organism in Eukaryota, Evosea, Eumycetozoa, Dictyosteliales, Dictyosteliaceae.